CCAUAGUAUUCAAAUAUAACUGUAAUCUUCAGUCUACACACUUUCAUUCCUUCGUCUCCAAGCAAGUCAAUGGAGAAAUCUCGGGUACGGUGGUCCGAUCUCCCGCCUCAACUCUGGCCACUCAUCGGAAAACGCCUUGAUAAUUAUAUUGACAUCGUCCGCUUUCGCAGUGUAUGUCGAUCAUGGCGUGCUUCCCUUCCUCAAUUGAACGCCAUUUCUCUUCUUUCACCUCUCCUUGUUUCUCACCCCUUCGAUCAUCGAAUUGAAGACGCUUUAGUUAUCCGAAGGAUAAUCUAUGGUACCAGUCCCCUCCGUCAUCAUCAAACCUCAACUUACCCUUCUUCUUCUUCUUCUUCUUCUCGUGCUUCCGCGGGCUGGUUGGCGAAGGUCGAGACCACUAACCUCGGCAAAUUACGAUUUCUAACUCCGCUUUCUACAGACUGGGUUAAAUCCAGGAAUCAAGUGUUUCGAAAGGAAGUCAACUUGCUGGAUUUUCGAAUUCAUGAAGUAGCUAAAUCAUAUAUUCUUAGAUCCACUAUUGGAGGUAUUCUUUUCAUAAAUAAGGUUGUAGUUUUCCCUGAUUCUGCUUGGAUCGAUGUGAAGAAGACCUCCAUUAUUGUAGCAGUUAACAUAGAAGGAAAAUUAGGGUAUACUAAAGUUGGAGAUUACAAAUGGACGCUGAUUGGUAGCCCCAAUUUUUGUUUCGCUGAUCUUAUUGUCUACGAAGGGGAAAUUUAUACCGUUGAUAGACUGGGAACAGUUUUCUUGAUUGAUUCAUCGAUGAAAUUGGUACAAAUUUCUCCUGAAUUGGGCGUUAUCAGUAACGAGAAACAUUUGAUUGAGUGUGGGGGAGAAAUUUAUGUGGUUGAUCGAUUUUUGGAGCAGAAGAAGGAUCCGGAGUUAUUGAAUUCUUGGUUUGAUGAACCGAUGCCAAGAGUGGUUGAUUUCAAAGUGCAUAGGCUGGAUCAAGAGAUCAUGGGAAAAUCAAGAUGGGUGGAGGUUAAGAAUUUGGGGAAUCGUGCGUUCGUUGUAGGGCACAAUAGUUUCUCGGUUUCAGCUGCUGAUUUUGAAGGAUUUAAAGAGAAUUGCAUAUAUUUUUCCGACGAACUACAAUCUGAUCUCGGCUAUGGCUUUAGUACUCAUGUACUCGAUCUUGAGGAAAGGACGAUUGUGAAAGCUUCUCCACAAAUUUUCAGGGCACCGCCGAUUUGGCUUCAUUCUUAGAGGUUCGAGUCCAUGGCAUUCUGUUUCUUGAUACUGUAAGGAUUCUUCUUCUUCCUCUUCUUCUUCCUCUUCUUCUUCCUCUUCUUCUUCCUCUUCUUCUUCCUCUUCUUCUCCAUUAUCGUGGCUUUGGAUUUCAUCAAUUGUUUGUAAUGUAAAUAGAAUCUCUGCCUGUAUUUCAAUAGAAGCUGAAUUGGGAAGCAUAUGUUCUUAUCGUUAUUAAGAUUUAUGGGAUUCCAUAUAGCAAUGAUCACAUUCAUGACAGUUCAUUUGAAA
Messenger RNA from Cucumis sativus (cucumber), 1497 nucleotides. RefSeq names its product putative F-box protein At1g65770. NCBI's taxonomy places the organism in Eukaryota, Viridiplantae, Streptophyta, Magnoliopsida, Cucurbitales, Cucurbitaceae. Gene Ontology annotation, molecular function: protein binding. Bases 70 to 1224 code for a protein of 384 amino acids. The transcript has a single exon. The record is from RefSeq and is a predicted model, not a curated record.